This is a messenger RNA of Acanthopagrus latus (yellowfin seabream), 5032 nucleotides long. It is a transcript of the gene otpa, whose product is annotated as orthopedia homeobox a. The record is from RefSeq and is a predicted model, not a curated record. Gene Ontology annotation, molecular function: DNA binding; DNA-binding transcription factor activity, RNA polymerase II-specific. Gene Ontology annotation, biological process: neuron differentiation; regulation of DNA-templated transcription. The transcript has 2 exons. Lineage: Eukaryota; Metazoa; Chordata; Actinopteri; Spariformes; Sparidae. Bases 3232 to 4236 code for a protein of 334 amino acids.
CCUCCGCACAGUAACUUAUUACUCUCUAAUCCCCGCAGACUGUCACCAAAUCAGCUGCAUGAAACAAGAAUCUCAUUUGUUAAACUGGAGCUCGUGCAGAUGGAAGAUCGAUUGUUUUUCUCCUCAGAAAUCUCUAAUUGAGUGAAAACAGGCUGCGGAUCACAGGGAGGGAAACAGACCCGCUGUACUGGGGCGCGUGCUGGUUCGGGGAGGAGGCUGUACUGUAACCGAGAGGUCACGAGUUCGAAUCCCGCUCGGCCCCCCCUCACACAAAAUAAAUAAAUAAAUCCCACACACGGAUCCCAGCCUCCCCGUUUACAGUAUCAUAGUUUAAUGUGUUUUCUGUUUUUAUUAAAAGUCACUCCUCAUCUCCACAACGCGUGAAAAUGUCUGCUUUCCACUCAGAUGCACCGCAUUAACCCGCAGGGGGCGAAUUUGUUUGUCUAUUUUUAUUUUCUAUCAUGGAGGAGAUGGACGAGAGAGAGAGGCUGUGUUUACACUAAUUACACACACACACACACACACACACACACACACACACACACACACACACACACACACACACACACACACACACACACACACACACACUAUUGACACUGCUAAGUGAAAAGAUGCCUUUGAAUUACUCGAACAAAAACACUGGAUCCGCGAGGAGCUUCCAGUGAGAGGGAUGUUUCUCACCCAGAAUGAUCUCAGCUGGUAAUAAAAAUAAUGUGUAACUGUGAUAUUUAUGAUAAUAACGUGUCCCUGAGUCCAUUCUGCGUCCGAUGAAGUGUUUUAUUAUCCAGAUAAAGCCUGAAAUCUACAGCAACGAAAACUAAAGCUAAAUAAUAAAUGAUAUUAACAGGCAGUGCUUUUUAAAACACCCACAAAACACAAAGAAAACACUAGUAAAAAUACAACUAUGUCCCUUUAAUUCGGCUUGUAAAAAAUAAAAUAAAUGUCCUUAAAAAAAAUCAGAUAAUGAACAUUUAUUUGUCAGUGUUUAGGCCCUUUACAGCCUCCUCCUCCUCCUCUUCAUCCUCCUCCUCCUCCCUCUGUUGAUUGGGUUAAAUGUUCGAUAAAUAUAAGAUGUUUGUGCAGCUAUAAAAGUACUGAGCUGUUUGGAAAGUCGUAAAAAUGAAUCCAUCAGGAGAGAGAGAGAGAGAGAGAGAGAGAGAGAGAGGAGAGCUGCUGCAGGAAAAUACUGCUGCGUAAAUGUUCAAUAAUGUGUUUAUAAUUCUGCAGGAUGAAUUAAGCAGCUCUAAUCCUGCACAGUCUGGAAUAACUGGAACAAGAAGCUGUUUGGUUCCGAUGUUAAAACUCUAAAAAAAACAAACCAAAAAUCUACCUCGAGUCCAACAAACAAAGAGAGAGAACAGGAAAUAUCUCCAAGUGCGUCUUCUUCUUCUUCUUCUUCUUCUUCUUCUUCUUCUUCUUCUUCUUCUUCUUCUUCUUCUUCUUCCUCUUCCUCUUCUUCGCUGAAUAAUAAUAAUAAAAUAAAAACUCCUCCUGCUCAACUGUGCGUCCGACGAGACUCCCGCACUCCAUCAGUCCCUGUCUGUCUGUCUGUCUGUCUGUCUGUCUGUCUGUCUGUCUGUCUGUCUGUCUGUCACCAGAUUGCAGACAAAUAAAAGAUGAGCAGAGGCCGCUGGAGUCUGGAUGGAUGAAGAAAAGAAGCCCAGCGAGCCGCGGGCUUCACGCUCGGACGCCUCCUUUGUGCCACUUCUUCUCUCUCUUUUUUUUCCCAGCACAUAAUAAAUAAAAAACUGCUGCUGCCUCCAACACGUCCCGACAUCUGUCCACAUGUCUCAGUCUGUGUUUCUCUUUUUAAAUAUCUAACAGACAAAAAAAGAAAAAAAAAACCGAGUCUGAUUUAUUCAGGGAUUUUUUUUUCUUUCGUCUCAAUCAGAAUAAACCACCUUAAUUCAGACAGAUUACAGAAUAAUCUGGUGAAUACAGGCCUCCUCUGUCUGCUCCCUUCAUGUUGAACUCCCUCCACUUUUCCGCCGAAUUAAUCUGCUCACACACAUCAUUUAAAGCCAAGUCCCUCCUUCCUGACAGUUCACCCAAACACAGUAAAUUACACCCUCUAAUUUACACUGAUCGUUACUCUGAUAUUCGCAGUAAAAGGCGUAUAGAUUAUAGCCACUAAUUACAUAAAAAGCCUAAUGGGGCCUCGAAGAAUGAACCCCGGUUAGAAUAAAGUUUGCUGUCCGGGGCUGACUGGGAGAUCAAGGGAUUAUUGGAGGAGGUCGCCGGUGUCAGCGCCGAGGCUAAAAAUGGCAGAAAAUCAAAGGGAGUUUUGUAUCACAGCUCAUAUUCGAGGUGUGAUGAGGUGUUAAUCCGCGCAAUUAAACAAAUAUUGUGGUGAUCCGACAUUUUUUUUUUUUUUUGGCUUUUUUUCUCUCUCACACACACAGACAGCAGAUAUUAAAUCAGCUUAUUUUUUAUUGGGUUUAAUUUGGAGGAGAAAUCAAACCAAUUACAGGAAUGAGGAGGAAUGAACUUGUGGAUGUGAGAGGAUGGAGGAGAGGAGGAGGUGAGGAGGAGAGGAGGAGGAGGAGAGGAGGAGGUGAGGGGGUCCGUGUGGAGCUGACAUACCUCAGGCUUCAGCUCUGAUUGGUCCUCGUUUGGAGGAGCUCAUGGGUUCAUUCCGCCGUUAAGCGCCUCCCCAUUUCUCUAAACUACAUUAUAAUGCAACGAACCUCCCUUUUAACCACAAACCGAAUUUGCUUUCAUUUAGGCUAUAUAUAUUUCUUAAAUAGGUUAAAGUCAUAGAGGUUGGGGUGGGUUUUUUUUUCUUUUUUUUUUUUUUUUUUUAGCAGUAGCACUUCGCCCUGGAGCGGUGCGCAAUGCUCUCUCAUGCCGACCUCCUGGAUGCUCGCCUCGGUGAGUUAUCAUCGCCAAACUCCGGUCUUCAACUCUACUGUAAGCUGGAGACACUUCUCAUCUUUAAAUCAAGCUCAGAAAAUUGUCAAUUUGCUUCUUGUUUCGUCUUAAUGCGACUGAAGUGAAGCUAAACUCGCCUAAUUCAUUGGAAAAGUAAUUAUUAUUAUUAUAUUACUGCGUAAUUUGAUUUAAGCGUUUUCUAAGAUAUCGGAUUGAAUUAAGAGUAUUUAAGGAGCAGAUUGUAACGUGCAUGCUGUGUGUGUGUGUGUGUGUGUGUGUGUGUGUGUGUGUGUUAGAUGUCUGCUGAUGUUUUAAAGUUAAAAUAACGCCUCAGCUGAUCACUCUUCUUCUCUGUAAAUGUUUCUAACAUGUCCCUUCUCUCCUCCUGUAGCAGAACUGUUUUCUGUCCGAACCUCACCAGCUGUGCUUGUCUGUGCAGGGAUGAAAGAUGCCGCGGCGGAGCUCCUGGGCCACAGGGAGGCUCUGAAGUGUCGGCUCGGCGGAGGAGGACCCGACCCGGGACACUCCGGGGAGCUGGGCCCGGGCCCGGACGGCGUGGUGGAAGGGACCACGAUGCUCCCGGGCGAUGAUAUCGGCAGCGGCGGAGGAUCCAACCCGGUGCAGGUCGGCGGCAAAGAGCAGGAGAAGCAGCAGCAGCAGCAGAACAGCAACCAGAACCAGUCCGCGCAGCAGAGCCAGAAACAGAAGCGGCACCGGACCCGCUUCACUCCGGCGCAGCUCAACGAGCUGGAGAGGAGCUUCGCCAAGACGCACUACCCGGACAUCUUCAUGCGGGAGGAGCUGGCGCUGCGGAUCGGCCUGACGGAGUCCAGAGUGCAGGUCUGGUUCCAGAACCGGCGCGCCAAGUGGAAGAAGCGCAAGAAGACCACCAACGUGUUCCGGGCUCCGGGGACUCUGCUGCCGACGCACCACGGCCUUCCUCAGUUCCCGUCGGCCGCGGCGGCAGCGGCCGCGAUGAACGACAGCCUCUGCUCCUUCCACGCCAACGACACCCGCUGGGCCACGGCAGGGAUGCCCGGCGUGUCUCAGCUGCAGCUCCCGCCGGCCCUGGGCCGCCAGCAGGCCAUGGCGCAGUCCCUGUCUCAGUGCAGCCUCGGCGCCGGGCAGCCACACAACUCCAUGGGUCUAUCCAACAUGUCGUCCAACGGCUCCGGGCUGCAGUCUCACCUCUACCAGCCCACGUUCCCCGGGAUGGUACCCGCGUCCCUGUCCGGCCCGACCAACGUGACCGGCUCGCCUCAGCUGUGUAGCUCCCCGGACAGUGACGUCUGGAGAGGGACAAGCAUCGCGUCGCUGCGCCGCAAAGCGCUGGAGCACACAGUAUCCAUGAGUUUCACCUAGAGAGCUUUUGUUUCCGUCACACUGAAUCCUUCUGCGUUCAGUUCUGACUCAUCCAACAUCGCGCCAGCCGGGAAAAUACAACCAGGAUACCGUUCAGCUGCAGCGGGCGCGCUUUCCUCUCAAAUCACGACCCGGAGGGGAACUGAAGCGGCUCAUCAGACCUUUAACAAACACACGACUCCUUCUGUUCGAAGCUAUAACUUAUGAUUUCGCAUGUAGCCUAUGACGACUAUUUAUUUGUCUAUUUAAAUUUAACUUAUCGGUUGGUUCUGUAUUUAUUUCUUUGGCACAUGCAGCUUCUCUCUCUGCUGACUGUUGCUGGUGACUGAAGACAAACUCUGUGGAUUCUUGGACGCAGAUUCAUUUCCUUCCUGCUGGGACGCACAGGAACAAAAAACAAAAAACACACACACAAAAAAGAAAGAAAGAAAAAAAAACACCUGGAGGUUUAACAGGACAGAGAAGGAAACAGGAAGACACGGAGGAGGACGUGACUGCAUGUGCUGUCUGAGGCAAAAAAAAAAAAAAAAAAAGAAGAAAAAUAAGGGAAAUAUUAUAAAUUAAGACAUGGAAACUGACUUAACUAUACUCUGUUAUAUAGGAUGUUUUGUGUAGGAAGCACUCUUGUUCCCAUUUUGGUCAGUUUGUGAUAUAAAUUCUGUUUCCAGAAAUUCUGUCUGUGCUUAUUAUCAAAUAUGACUUUCUUAAAUGUUUGAGCCAUUUUGUUUCAUGGACAUGUUUAUAUCAAUUCAAUGUAAAUGAUCCAAUAAAAAUCAUUUUCAAUUACGUCACAUCA